UGGUUGAAGGGAGGAGAGGCUGGGAACGGGAGAGGAUCCGCCAUUAUUGGGAAGCUGAAAAACCCCGCACUUACGCACACACACGUUCAGGCGCACACACUCUCCAGAAAUGAUCGCCUUGCGCGUUGCGUCAGCUCCGAUGUGUUUUCCGCAAAUAGAAAUCUGCGCUUUGUUGCUGUAGAGUUUUAUUACACCGUCCUGCCGAGACGCUUAAAAACACGGACACGGAAAAAGAAGUCGGGAUGUUUUUUUGGGCACAACAAAGGAAAUAAGAAGAAGUGGUGAAAAGAGCGUGCUGGACGCAGGGAGCACACGCACAACCCGAUACCAGUCUCUCUCUCUCUCUCUCUCUCUCUCUCUCUACGCCCCCCUCCUUUCCCAGCAGAAACACAGGGAGAGAUCCGGACAUUCCGGCUUGUUUUUCUUCACUGUUUGAUUCGCCUGUUUUCUGUUUCACUAACAAUAACAGCAACACGGGCGCAAAACAACAAAAAAAAAAACGCGCAGAAAACUUUGUUCCAUGGAUUCAUAAUUGUGGGAAGAGUAUUGUUGAGACUCCAAAAAAAAAAGGAAGAGAAUUAAAUGAACGUGACUACAUGAGAAGUGUUAAUUCUAGUGUUUCUGAAUCUAAAACGAGAGAAAAAGGAGUGGAGAAGACAGACAGACAGACAGACAGACAAUGCUGUGGUGCUAAUAAUUCUGGAGGGCAAUUGCGGCAGAAGAGAGUUGGCGGAAGAACUGAAGAGACAGCAACUAAAGACAAUUGGAGCAUAUAUUCAAGGAUAAACCCAAGAACUUGUUUCUACUACAGAACACUUGUGAAGAAAUGGGCUGGAAUUGUACUGCCUCCAUCACAGCAUUCUAAAUACACAUUGGACCUUCUCCCCUUCCUCCCAAUUACCCAACCUCCCACUCACAGGCUUUUUGCCUCGUUGCUCUACAAAGAUCCUGCAUUUUUGCUCUAAGUGCACAAAUGACACUGUAUUUAAGAUUUGGUCACUAAGAGUAUUGAAUACACUGUACCACCCCCUAAACAAUUAAGAAGUUGAGGACCUUUUUAUGUUCUGAAUGUGUUUGGAUGGAUUAACAACCCAGUAGCUUUCAAACUAGAGCUUCUGGGAAUGGCAAGAUGAGUGGCCUCAAACGAUAAUUAUGGCAAAAAAACAAGAUCCCCGGGCACCAACCUACAACCUAGUUGUAGUAGGUUUGUCCGGGACUGAGAAAGAGAAAGGGCAGUGUGGGGUAGGAAAGUCCUGCAUUUGUAAUCGCUUUGUACGGCCCAGCGCUGAUGAUUUUUAUUUGGACCACACCUCCGUUCUGAGCACUAGUGAUUUUGGUGGUCGAGUGGUAAACAAUGACCACUUUUUGUUCUGGGGUGAGGCAACACGAACAUUGGAGGAGGGACCUGAAUGCCGAAUACAUGUGGUGGAGCAGACCGAGUUCAUUGACGACCAGACAUUCCAGCCACAUCGGAGCACUGCACUGCAGCCUUAUAUUAAGAGGGCAGCUUCCCCCAAACUGGCCUCUGCUGAAAAGCUCAUGUAUUUCUGUACUGAUCAGCUGGGUCUUGAACAGGACUUUGAGCAAAAACAAAUGCCUGAAGGAAAGCUUCUUGUAGAUGGGUUUCUUCUUUGUGUUGAUGUAAGCAGAGGAAUGAACCGUAAUUUUGAUGACCAGAUGAAAUUUGUUUCCAACUUGUACAACCAGUUAGCAAAGACUAAGAAACCAGUUGUACUCGUGUUGACCAAGUGUGAUGAGGGAGUUGAGCGAUAUAUUAAGGACGCUCACACCUUUGCCCUGGCCAAGAAAAAUGUGCAGGUAGUUGAGACUUCAGCACGCUCUAAUGUCAAUGUUGAACUUGCCUUCCUCACCCUAGUGCAGCUGAUAGAUAAGGGUCGAGGAAAACCGAAGAUCAUCCCUUACUUUGAGGCCCUGAAGCAGCAGAGCCAGCAGAUAGCAUCUGCUAAAGACCGCUAUGAGUGGCUUGUCAAUUGCAUUGUGAAGAACCACAAUGAAACAUGGCCCAACAUCAAUCGCAGAAUGCAAAGUUCCCCAGAAUACAAAGACUAUGUCUUCCUUGAGGGUACUUCCAAAGCCAAGAAAUUAUUUCAACAACAUGUGCACAGGCUCAAACAGGAACACAUAGAAAAACGACGCAAGGUUUAUUUAAGUACACUUCCACAGGCUCUAUUUUCUUUGGUACCAGCUUUAGAUGAGAUUGACCACUUGAGCUGGUCAGGGGUACAGAAGGUUUUAGAGACGAAACGUGGGUUCUCAACCUGGUUCGUUAUUUUAGAUGACACACCGUGGGAAACUACGCCACAUAUAGAUAACAUGGAAGAUGAGCGCAUACCCCAGGAUCUUUUGGAAACCCCAGCUGCAGAAGUCAUCUAUGAAAGUCAUUUAGAGCACCUGAGAAAUGAGAGGAAACGAGCAGAAAUGCGUAGAGAAUUCAAAGAGAAACUGGUUGCAUCUCCAUUUGUCACUCCUGGCAAGCCUUGGGAGGAGGCUCGAAGCUUUAUAAUGAAUGAGGAAUUUUACCAGUGGCUGGAGGAACCGGAGUAUCUAGAUAUUUACAACAAGCAUCAGAAGGAGAUUAUUGAUCAAGCCAAAGAGGACUUCCAAGAGCUUUUGCUAGAGUAUUCGGAGCUGUUCUAUGAGCUUGAGGUAGAUGCCAAACCCAGCAAAGAAAAAAUGGGAGCAAUUCAAGAGGUUCUUGGAGAGGAACAGAGAUUUAAGGCCCUCCAAAAACUUCAAGCUGAGAGGGAUGCGCUUGUACUCAAGCAUAUCCAUUUUGUCUACCAUCCAACAAAGGAGACCUGCCCUAAUAGCCCUUACUGUGUGGACAGCAAGAUUGAGCAAAUCUUGGCCUCAAAAUUUCCUACUCGGUAUGCAUUUGAUGGCACCUUAAAGUCACAGUAUGGUGAGGGAAAAGUGGACAGGAUUAAUCUUGUAAUCCUUGGAAAAGAUGGACUUGCAAGGGAGUUGGCCAAUGAGAUUAGAGCAAUGUGCACCAGUGAUGACCGAUAUACACUAGAUGGAAAAACGUAUGAACUAGCGCUUCGGCCUAUAGAAGGCAAUGUACGCUUACCAGUUAACUCUUUUCACACACCUACUUUUACCCCACAGGGAUGCCUUUGUCUCUAUAACUCUAAAGAAUCAUUAUCCUAUGUCGUUGAAAGCAUUGAGAAGCUUCGAGAAUCAACCAUAAGUCGAAGGGAUAACAGCUUGGCACAGCUCCCCAUGUCACUUCUAUUGGUCACCAAGAGAGGAGUUGGAUCAAUUGGGGAUAUUGGAGGAGAAACUGCCCAAAGUUUAAUAAUACAAGGGCAACAAGUUGCUGGGAAACUGCAGUGCACUUACCUUGAUCCUGCUUCUCCAGGUGCAGGCUAUGCACGCAAUCUAAAUGAAAAGCAGAUCAACCAAGUCCUAAAAAGCCUCUUAGAUAUACAGAGAUCAUCUUGCAGUCUUGGAAGUAGCUCCCCUCCUUUGCCAGCUCCACGUGCCCGUUUUAGAGACUCUCAUGCUCAACAGACUUUGGAGGCUGAUUUACAUGUUGUAAUGUGCGUCAUGUGUGGAGACACUUAUGAUGUAGACCAACUUUUAUCACCAUUCUUACAUUCUCAACACUGCAGACCUUCUGCCAACCUAUCAAUUGGCACAUCAGUGUUGUUGGACCUUACUAUUGGUAGCCAAAGACAAACCAUUGACCUAGCUGUGCUAUCAUAUCAUUCUGCUUUUUCUUUACGCAAGAGCCGCUUAGUGCAUGGAUACAUUUCAGUAUACUCUGCAAAACGCAAGGCUUCCCUAGAAACACUUUGCGCCUUUCUUUGUGAAGUGCAAGACAUUAUACCUGUGCAGCUGCUGGCAGUUGGGGAGAGUCAAGCGGAGCUAACCGAAUUGAAUGUAGCACGUGAUCAACUGCUUGAAGGGGAGGAGUUGGCUCAUGAAAUUGAGGGCCGUUUCAGUUCUGUUGUCUGUGGACCUGGUGGGGUAGUGGGUGGCUUACAUCGAAUAGAUCUCUUCCAGCCCUUCUUAAAGGAGGUAGUUGAAAAAAGGACAAUUGUAGAGGCCACACAUAUGUAUGACAAUGUAGCAGAGGCCUGCAGUACCAAUGAGAGUGUCCAUUCACCUCGUUGUGGGUCACCAAGUAUUCCCUUGCUGGACUCUGAAGAUGAUGUCGAGCCCUCACCACCUUACCCCAUCUAUAGAGAUGAUAGCACUUUGACUCAUGGCUUUAAGUAUUCUGACCUGGAAAGUAGCGAUACCUUCAGCGUUAUUUCUGAAAUCAGUACCUUUGAAAGCAAGCUUAACAACAAAGUUCCGCCACAGGUGCGACCCAAGCCUACAGUUACAUUUGGGAAAGUUAGUCUCGGCUCCUACAUGGACCAUGGAGGUAACAGACGUUCAUUACCUUCAGUCACAUGGCCUCCAAGCAGUGAUGGUGGUUAUGAUCCUUCUGAUUAUUCUGAGCCAGUAGAUGCUGUACCUAAGCACCGCCCCACAGAAGAGGAAAACAUUUACUCAGUCCCACAUGAUAGCACACAGGGUAAAAUCAUUACCAUUCGCAAUGCAAACAAGAGCCAUUCUAAUGGUGGGGGAAAUGGCUCAGACAGUGAGGCAGACAGCAGUUCACUAGAGCGCAGGCGCAAAUUGUCUGCUGUUGGAGUCAAGCCACGAUUAUACCGCGAUCGCUCUAAACGUCUGGGGAAAUUCAGUAAUUUCCGCACAAGUUUUAUUGGCAGUGAUGAUGAGCUUGGAGGUCCACCCAAAGCCAAAGAAGACGAGAUUGGGAUACAGAAGGGGGAUAAUUCUUUGAACGAAGAGUGUGAGGACCCUAAGAGAAACAAAAUAUUGAGGAGUCUACGCAGAACUGGCAAGAAAACCAGGCCAAAGCCACGCCAGUCCAUUUCUAAACCACUGGAGAGUAACUACUUUGGUGUGCCGUUGGUCAACGUUGUCACACCAGAGCGUCCCAUCCCACUGUUCAUUGAGAAGUGCAUCCGUUACAUCGAACUGACUGGUCUGACCACAGAGGGAAUCUACAGGGUGAGUGGCAAUAAAGCUGAGAUGGAGAGCAUACAGCGGCAAUUUGACCAAGAUCCUACUUUGGACCUGGUGGAGAAGGACUUCUCUGUGAACACUGUAGCUGGAGCAAUGAAGAGCUUCUUUUCUGAGCUGCCAGACCCUCUGGUGCCCUACAACAUGCAGGUGGAGCUGGUGGAGGCCUUUAAGAUCAAUGAUCGAGACCAGCGGUUCCUCGCCAUGAAGGACGUGCUGCGCAGGUUCCCCCGAGAAAACUACGAAGUCUUCAAAUACGUCAUCAGCCACCUGAACAAGGUGAGCCAGAACAGCCGUGCGAAUCUGAUGACCAGUGAUAAUCUAUCCAUCUGUUUUUGGCCCACACUGAUGAGGCCUGAUUUCACCACCAUGGAUGCGCUGACAGCAACGCGCACUUACCAGACAAUCAUCGAGACCUUCAUCUACCAGUGUGCUUUCUUCUUCUACAAUCAGCCCCUGGUAGACAACCCGAGCAGCCUGUCUGGGCUACCAGGAUCCCCCACUGCUACCCUGUCCUCCACCUCAUCCGUGUCCGGCUCCGCCUAUUCAUCCUGUUAUAGCCCGGCCCAACAUGUAGCCAUGCCCUUCAGCCUGUCUCAGCAAUCCCCACCCCAUUCUCCUCCCCCUACUCCACAAUCACCUAUCCAGAGUCUACUGCCUCCAAUGCACCCGCACCACGCACCGACGGAACAACACACACUGUGAAGCAGAGAGGGAUGUGGAAAGGGAACGAACAUAACCAAGAAGUUCUGAAAAUUGGGAAAGAGUUGAGUUGAAAAGUAGCAUUUACAGAGAUUACAUAAACGGAAAUUGAUUUUUAGAAAAAAAUGAAUGAGAUUUGAGGAAAUGUGCCUGCAAGUGAUAAAGAAUGCAAAGAGGGAAGAUAGAGAGUGUUAGACAUGGUGAGAAGGUCAAGCCACUUCAGCUGUGAGACUCUCCAGUGACGCUCAUCUUCCUCAUUUAUAGAUCACUGCACUCAUCUAAUUUCUCCUCAUAAUAUAAAUGAGAAUCAUACACACGUUCUUACCUUAUAUACAGAAAAAAGGUCAUGGGUCAGCACAGGACAGACAUGAUAAGAGGAGUGUGUGGCUGAAGCCUGUGGUACCUGACCCAUACUGAUUUACCAGAGAGGUUUCUGAGUAGAAGCAAUUGAUAUGUGGGGGAAAAAGAUAGAAAUCUGAACUAAACUCUCCACACAGUCGAUUAUCUGCUCUACAUAAGCUCUCAGGCCCUUGUCCUGUCGCCACCAAUAGGAAGAAAGCUAAAUCUGGCAGGAAGCCAUUCUUAGCAUUCUCAGCAUUUUUUUUUUCACCUUUCAGCCACUAUUAUCACAUUUUAAAGACUUAUUCCAGCAACUGAAAACACAACAACUCUGUCAGCCACAUUCCUCUUUUUUCUGUCUGAAUGAGUCUCAUUUAAAGAGGAACAUGGUUAAAGAAAACAGUCUGAACAAGAACUUGACUAACUGGAUCUGGUUUCAUUGGCAGUGGACUACAGUAAACUUUGGUACUUUUUUUUUUUUUUUUUGCAUAGCAAUCUGAGAUUUGAAGUCUUCUCAGCAUCUCUUUGCCUUCGCAAUGAACCAGAAUCUCAAGACUAGUUUUCAUUUCUGUUCUGGAAGAAAAAGAAAAAAAAGAAACUGUGUUUCUUGAUUUGGAGUGUGUUUUCUUGAUGCGUCAGUCAGGGUUCAGUUUGUGUUCCACUUUGAUAACGGAUCUCAGUGAGAUUCUUCAUUAGAACUGAUGUGGAAUGAUAAUGCAGUAGUGAGCUGAAACAUUAAUGUGUCUGUGCGAUUAUGCGGUCAUGUGCAUACCUGCCUGAAUGUACACUUUAUGCUUGUGAAAUAUCACAGUGAGAUUUUGGCAGCUUUCAAAAGUGUGUCCAGUAGAUUGGUUUUGACGGAGGAAAAAGAGAUGUGAACGUUUAGAAGUAUAAAGGUGGUGAUUUUGGUUGUCUGUGUGUUAACAUUGAAAGGAAAGCUGCUUUGUCUAAAAACAUACUUGCAUCACUCAUUCCAAACUCUGCUGCACUAUUCCUUUUAAGAAACUUCCAAAAAGAUUUUAAAUCGACUUUUGCUCAGUCAGAAAUGCUUUGUGUCUGAAGGAGAGUAGUAAGGAAGAGAAAGACUUAAAGGGAAAGACCCUCAGUGGUUUGGUUUUAUAGUCUUUUUGUUUUGUUUUGUUUUUUUUUCCUCUUUCAGAUUUCGUCUUUGUGCUCAUACUUGGGUGUGCUACUGCCAUCUUCUGUGCCAACAAGGUACUGCACCUCAGACUGAGGCAACCUGCAGUUUUUCUAUCUACCUUAGACAGAGUCCAUUCCCCAUCUUUUUUUUCCCUAUCCCAUCAAAUAAGAGCUUCGCACAGCAUCAUCACAGAGAUAUCUUUAACAACCUGCGUUCCUCAACAAUACUUUUCACCACUUCAUAUUCUACUUUGUAUUCUCAGGUCGCUGCAGUGAUAAUGGCUCAUUAACCAUCAAUUCUUCCUAAUUGUCCACUUCAUAAAAUUUUCUGUCAUGCCUGAUGUAAAUUCUAUAAAAAUCAUUAUGCUGAUGUGCUCAACAGGCUGAGUUUUGGAACUAAACAGGGAUUUUUAGGACAGUAAAAGUAGAUAUUUUAAUUGGAAUUUGUAGGUCUGUAAUGAAUCUGACCUGAACUGCCCACUACAUUCGCCCUGCCAGUCAGCAUCACAUUAAGCGUCUGAUUGGCUGUUUGAAAUCUCAACAUGAUUUCUGCCCACUCUUAUAGCACGACUUGCACCGCAGCUAUUUGUCUUCUUUUCAGUUAACAUGGUGUUUUUUGGGAAAAUAGGUAGAAAGAUCCAAACUCUCCUGGUACUUUGCAGUUGAUUGCCACAUUCUCUGUGAAAUCAUACAUUAGCGUCAUAAUACAAAAUGUAUCCUUAGCAGCCAAAGAGCAAAAAUGUGAGAGACGAGGGAGGGCAUCAAAUGGGAAUUAAAAUGUGAUGUUUCAGCAAUCUUAUGUGGCUGCAUUUUUUUCCCUUUUAGUUUUUUUUUCUUUUUUUUCAACAGUGGUGACCAAUUAAGUUAAACAAGAUGCAAACAAAGCUAUAUUCAACAUGGUUGUUUAUUUGUAUGUUAGGGGGUCUAACACUUUGCCCUGUAGUCAAUGGUGAUAGAAAAAAAAGGUUUCUUUUUAUGUUUUAUUUUAAUAAUUAAAAAAGACCAUUUUUAACAAUUUUGUGAAUGGUGUAAAGGCCAUAUGAUGUAGUGCAUGAUUCAACUCCCGAGUCUGGGAGUUGGGACCUUCACCUCUUCGUAUUUAAUGGAGAAAAAAACAACAUUAAAUGAACAAAAAGAAAAAGAAAAAAAAAAAAGAAAAAAAUCAUGAAGUAAACUGAGAAGAAACAAAAAUCAUGACUUUAUUUGCUAUGGUCAUUUGUCUCAGUGGGAAUGGUGUACAAACUGUAAGGCCUUAUGUGAGCUGUAUUAUAGUUAAUAAAACAAUCUUGUAAUAUG
This is a messenger RNA of Tachysurus vachellii, 8538 nucleotides long. RefSeq names its product Rho GTPase activating protein 35a (gene arhgap35a). Gene Ontology annotation, molecular function: GTP binding; GTPase activity. Lineage: Eukaryota; Metazoa; Chordata; Actinopteri; Siluriformes; Bagridae. The coding region runs from base 1153 to 5766 and encodes 1537 amino acids. The record is from RefSeq and is a predicted model, not a curated record. The transcript is spliced from 8 exons. Gene Ontology annotation, biological process: signal transduction.